AUUUUGGUCUAAAGAACUAUAACUUUUUGGUUUGGGGGUACUUGCUAUAAAAGUUAGUUUUGGGGUAAAGUUUGUUAUAAAAAAAUUGGUUGGGGGAGGUUGUAAAGGAAGUUGAGUCAAUGGGGGUUUUUGUAAUUUUCCCAAAUAAAAACAACAUGGGCCAAAUAAGAGUACUUGUUAUAAAAGAUAGUUUUGGGGUAAAAGUUGCCAUAAAAAAAUUGGUUGGGGGAGGUUGUAAAGGAAGUUGAGUCAAUGCAGGUUUUUGUAAUUUUCCCAAAUAAAAACAACAUGAAAUGUCCAAAUAAGAUGGAAAAAAAUGUAAAACAUGGAUUUAGAAAAAAAUGAUCUAUAGUUGGAGGCAUUUUAGAAAAAUCUAGAAGAAAAGGAAAUAUAAAAACAGGAUGUAUGACAAGAAACACUCCCAAAUCAUCAUCAAAGACAUUAAAAUUUCAUAUAAAAUAUUUGUAUGUUGAUUUUACAAUUUAACAUCAAUUUUAUCAUUGUGCAUUCUUUCUUAUAGGGAAAUUUAUCAAAAUAACCACAAUAAUAUAUUUUACCCAUGUCUUUUGAUUUAAUUUCAAAAUGCCCAUCACAAGACACAUGAUCAUGAUAUGGUACAACUGCCAAAGGGUAAAAUGGUUGAUGGUUUAUCUCUUAUAGUAAUUUUAUAAAUAUCCCUUUUUUAUAUAGCCUAGAGUUUUACCCGAGUACUUGGCUUGGCUUGGUAAGGAGUCGAGUCUGAGAAACUCAAUAGAGUUCGAGUCGACUCGACCAAAAUGUUGAACAAUGGACAUUUGAUUGUUUUGCUCUUACUAGUUUGUUGAUGGAGGAUUUAGUUGAAUAAUGGUUCCACUACUUAUUUCUUGUUAUAUAGGCUAAUAUUUAUUGUUUUGGUGUGCUCUUGUGAAUGAUGAAAGAGUCUCAGAUUUAUGUGAAGAUCUGUCUCUCUUUAUUUGUGUGUGUGCUUCUCUCUAUAUAUGCAAUAUGGGAUGGCAAAUCUGACACGUUCACUGUACUCACAUAAGUACAAGAUACUACAACUAUCCUUCUUGUAUACACUGUCCAUGAUAUACACUUUCCACGACAGCCAUAUUCAUAAUAUAUGCUUUCUAUAACACCCCCCACGAACUCAAGAUGUUUUAAAAGAGUGCAAUUGGAGUUUGGACCAUAACUAGUGAGAAUAAUUAGUUGGAUGAGCCUUUGUGAGAUGACAUGCUACUUGUUCCUUCAAAGAAACAAAGGCUAAAAAAAAAAAAAUCUGUGAACAAAUUGACAAUCAAUUUGAAUAUGUUUUAUCUGCUCAUGGAACACAUUAUUAUCAGCGUUUUGAAUCGCAAUUUUGUUACAACAAAAAAUGGGAAGAGGAUCAGAAUGAAUGCCACCGAUAUCUUGAAGAAGCCACUGUAACCAGACAUUGUCAGUCACAAUAUUUUCAAGAGCCCGGUACUUAUCUUCAACACUUGAGUGAGCAACAACCUUCUAUUUCUUACUUUUCCAGGAGAUAAGUGAAGUACCCAGAAAAUAAAACACCCAGUAGUAGAACGAUGACCAAUAACAUCUCCAGCUCAAUUCACAUCUGAGUAUGCACAAAGUUCAAGAGCAGAGAUAAAAGACAUGAGCAACCCUGAAUUAGAGUACUUUGAAGUUCGAACAUUGCAUAACAACAUAGUGAACAGAGCAGGGUCAGUACAUGAACUGACUCACUAUGUCAGUGGUGUGACUGAUAUCAGCACGAUUAAUGGCUAAAUAAUCAAGGCCUCCAACAAUUUGUCGGUAUCAUGUAGGAUCGAAAAGCAAUGCUCCAUCUAGAGGCAAGCUUGGAUUCCCCUCAUAGGGGUGUCUACUAUGUUGUUGUAUGUUAAAGCAGCCCAAGUCAGGAGACUUGAUACAUACUUCACUUGAGAUACAAUAUCUCCAAGAGCUGGGAUAUCCACUUUCAAACCCUGAUCAAGAAACAUUUAUCUUUGGAGACUACAAUAUAGACAAACGUCAGGUGUUCCUGACUACUAAGUUGUCUUUUGCACUGGUCAAUAUCAGGCCUGUUGUUCCUGGUCAUGUGCUGGUUUGUCCAAAAAGGGUGGUGAAGCGGUUUGUGGAUCUCUCUGUGGAAGAGACAUCUGAUUUGUGGCUUGCAGCGAAGCAAAUUGGUGCAAAACUAGAGAACCAUUUUGGAGCAUCCUCCCUUACUUUUGUAAUCCAGGAUGGCCCUGAAGCAGGUCAAACAGUUCCUCAUGUCCAUGUUCAUAUCCUCCCUAGACAGUCCGGUGAUUUUGAGAAGAAUGAUGAAAUUUAUGAUGCCUUAGAAGGAAAGGAAGUAAAUAGAAAGCUUGAUUUAGACGAGGAUAGGAAGAAUCGUACCAUCACAGAGAUGAGCCAGGAAGCAAGUUUUCUAAGGGCUCUCUUUUGAGCUCCUUCUCUCUCUCUCUCUCUCUCUCUCUUCAUGUUUAUGAAUCACCGCAAUUGUUAUGAUUAACCCCAAAUCAUACAUCUAUGCCUAUUAGUUCAGUAAGGAACCACAAUGGACAUCUCAAGUUGAUUGAUCAGGUGCUUCAAACCUAAUCCAUGAGAAUCACAAUUGAAGCAAAUAGAAGAUGUUUGUAUUGCUUCCCUUUAUUAAUGAACACUUGCCUUCCGAGGUGAAGAGCUACAUUUCUUCUUGUUUUUUUAUGGCACCUAUGAGAAGCCGUUUUGUUUUUUUGUUUUGUUUUGUUUUUUGUUUUUGUUUUUUGCUUUUUUAAUGGGUGAAUUCCAAGGUUUCAGACAUUUGAGUUCUAUUUGAUUCCAGGGCUUGUCCCUGAUGUGACCAGGAGUUGCAUGA
This is a messenger RNA of Amborella trichopoda, 2818 nucleotides long. The record is from RefSeq and is a predicted model, not a curated record. NCBI's taxonomy places the organism in Eukaryota, Viridiplantae, Streptophyta, Magnoliopsida, Amborellales, Amborellaceae.